Aspergillus puulaauensis is the source of this 1572-nucleotide messenger RNA. RefSeq lists its product as uncharacterized. The transcript has 5 exons. Lineage: Eukaryota; Fungi; Ascomycota; Eurotiomycetes; Eurotiales; Aspergillaceae. Gene Ontology annotation, molecular function: transmembrane transporter activity. The coding region runs from base 1 to 1572 and encodes 523 amino acids. Gene Ontology annotation, cellular component: membrane. The record is from RefSeq and is a predicted model, not a curated record. Gene Ontology annotation, biological process: transmembrane transport.
AUGGCUGACAACGCUCAAACUUCUACGGCGACCAAGGAUGCCCCGGGCUCUGGGCAUCUGGAACAAGUCCUCUCCGAAGGGGCCAUAGAUAAGCAGACUGUCGACUAUUCGCGUGUCGACAAUGAAGUCCAGCAGUAUGCCGGUCAGGAAUCCAUCUCAAUUGAUAAAGCAACAAACAAACGACUGCGCAAGAUGAUCGACCGGCGCGUGUUGGUAGUCAUGAUCCUUACCUACUUCUUGCAGGCGCUGGAUAAGGGAACGAUGUCAUUUGCUUCUAUUAUGGGGAUCAGAGAAUAUGCUGGCUUGGAGAAUGGCCAGAAGUACUCUUGGUUAACGACCUGCAUCUACAUCGCCGUCCUUGUUGUUGAAUACCCGACGAAUUUGAUUAUCCAGCGCGUUCCGAUUGCCAAAUACCUAGGUCUUAAUAUUACUCUAUGGGGCGCCACCCUUGCUCUACACUCUGUCUGCAAAAGCUUUCCUAGUUUACUGGCUGUCCGCACAUUGUUGGGUAUCUUUGAGGCUGUUUGUCAACCCUCAUUUGUUCUACUUUCUAGUAUGUGGUACAAGCGGCAUGAACAAGCAGAAAUUGUUACCUACUGGUAUAUGAUGAAUGGUGGACAACAAGUCGUCGGCGGCCUGUUGGCUUACUGCUUCAGUCUCAUCGGCAACGGUUACCAUAUCAAGUCCUUUCAGGCUCUCUUCCUAACAUACGGGUGCAUUUCUGUUCUAUGGGGGGUCUUUGUGAUCCUCUGGAUGCCUGAUUCACCCAUGCGCGCUAAAUGCUUUGACGAGGACGAUAAACGCCUGAUGAUCGAGCGUGUUCGAUCUAACCAGACUGGACUGCAGAAUAAACAGUUUCGCGCCUAUCAGGUUCUAGAAGCAUUCCGUGAUCCCCAGGUUUACUGCUACAUGGCAAUCCAGGUCUUUACUACACUUCCAACCAGCGGAUUGGCCAACUUUGCCAAUAUAAUCAUUGAGAGCUUUGAUUUUACUGUGCUACAGACUCAGCUAUUAUCCAUGGUCCUUGGGUUCUAUAUUAUUAUGGUGCUGUUCAUGACCUUAUUCUUGAUCAAGAAAACCGGCCAGAACCUGUAUAUUAUGCUGGGAUUUAUUAUACCGUCAUACAUUGGCACCAUCGUCUUGAUGACUGUGGAAAAUAAGAAUUUUGCAACGAAAAUUGGUCUCCUAAUUAGCUACUACAUCACCAUGUCGUUUUGGGCUGCCCAGACAUUGGGUUUAUCCAUGGUCUCUCGAAACAUCGGCGGUGCGACCAAAAAGUCCGCUGUUAUCGCGACGACCUUUGUUUCCUGGGCUGUUGGGAACUCCAUCGGCCCUCAAGUCUUCCUUGACAACGAUGCCCCUCGCUACCUCACUGCCUUUAGCGUGCAUUUAGGCUGCUACGUUUGUCUGACAUUUGCGGUCAUAUUCCUGCGGUUUUAUCUGUCCAGACAGAAUAGGAAGAAAGACCGCAUGCUUCUUGAAGCAGGUCUUGAUCCUAACGAGGAAAAUCUGGCGCAUGCGUUUGAAGACCGCACUGAUCGGGAGAAUCUUUACUUCCGGUACAUGUACUAG